Messenger RNA from Penicillium argentinense, 1380 nucleotides. Its product is annotated as proteasome regulatory particle base subunit RPT5. Gene Ontology annotation, cellular component: proteasome regulatory particle, base subcomplex. NCBI's taxonomy places the organism in Eukaryota, Fungi, Ascomycota, Eurotiomycetes, Eurotiales, Aspergillaceae. Bases 1 to 1380 code for a protein of 459 amino acids. Gene Ontology annotation, biological process: proteasome-mediated ubiquitin-dependent protein catabolic process. Gene Ontology annotation, molecular function: ATP hydrolysis activity; ATP binding; proteasome-activating activity. The transcript is spliced from 3 exons. The record is from RefSeq and is a predicted model, not a curated record.
AUGUCGACACUCGAGGACCUGGACGACCUUGAGCGCGAGACUAAGAAGCAAGACCAGGGCGAUGGCGGCAAGAAGCCCGGCGGCGAUGGCGACGCAGACAUGGAGGAUGCCGACAAGAAAGAAGAUCAGGAGGAGCUACUCGAUGAGGAGAUUCUCCAUUCCAGCACCGCAGACAUCGUCAAGCGACGACGGAUGCUCGAGAACGAAAUGCGGAUCAUGAAGAGCGAGUUCCAGCGUUUGACACACGAGCAGAGCACAAUGCGCGAGAAGGUGAAGGAUAAUCAAGAAAAGAUCGAGAACAACAGACAACUACCAUACCUCGUCGGUAACGUUGUCGAGCUUCUGGACCUUGAUGUUGAGGCUGAGGCCGCCGAGGAGGGGGCCAACAUCGACCUGGACGCCACCCGUGUCGGAAAAUCCGCCGUCAUCAAAACCUCGACGCGCCAGACCAUCUUCCUUCCGCUCAUCGGCCUGGUUGAUCAUGAGAAGCUCAAGCCCGGUGACCUGAUCGGUGUGAAUAAGGACUCAUACCUGAUUUUGGACACCUUGCCGGCCGAGUAUGACAACCGCGUGAAGGCAAUGGAGGUCGACGAGAAGCCCACAGAAAAGUAUACAGAUAUUGGUGGUCUAGACAAGCAGAUUGAGGAGAUUGUGGAGGCUAUUGUAUGGCCGAUGAAGGAGGCCGAACGGUUUAAGAAGAUUGGCAUCAAGGCACCGAAGGGUGCAUUGAUGUACGGACCUCCCGGAACCGGUAAAACCCUCCUCGCCCGAGCCUGUGCCGCCGAAACCAACGCCACCUUCCUCAAGCUUGCCGGUCCUUCCCUUGUCCAAAUGUUCAUUGGUGACGGUGCCAAGCUCGUUCGCGACUGCUUCGCCUUGGCCAAGGAGAAGGCUCCCUCAAUUAUCUUCAUUGAUGAGCUGGACGCUAUUGGAACCAAGCGUUUCGAUUCCGAAAAGUCCGGUGAUCGUGAAGUCCAGCGUACUAUGCUGGAACUGCUGAACCAGCUGGACGGUUUUGCCUCCGAUGACCGCAUCAAGGUUCUCGCCGCGACAAACCGAGUGGAUGUGUUGGAUCCGGCUCUUCUUCGAUCUGGUCGUCUGGACCGUAAAAUCGAGUUCCCAUUGCCGAACGAGGAGGCUCGUGCAAAUAUCUUGCAAAUUCACUCCCGCAAGAUGUCGGUUAAGGACAGCGUCAACUGGGCCGAACUUGCCCGCAGUACGGACGAGUUUGGUGGUGCCCAGCUCAAGGCCGUUUGCGUUGAGGCCGGUAUGAUUGCGCUGCGGAAGGGCCAGAGCCAGAUUGACCACGAGAACUACGUCGAUGCUAUCGCCGAGGUGCAGGCCAAGAAGAAGGAUAGCAACAUGGGUAUCUACGUCUGA